Messenger RNA from Chiloscyllium plagiosum (whitespotted bambooshark), 680 nucleotides. The record is from RefSeq and is a predicted model, not a curated record. NCBI's taxonomy places the organism in Eukaryota, Metazoa, Chordata, Chondrichthyes, Orectolobiformes, Hemiscylliidae.
UAGUUGGUGCUGAGAUUAAAUUUGUGGGUUUGGUGAGGAAGGUAGUGCAAAAUGGCCUCCCAGGUUUGUCAAAACUAUCACCAGGAUUGUGAAGCUGCUGUCAACAAGCAGAUUAACCUGGAGCUCACUGCCUCCUAUCUCUAUCAGUCUUUGAUGUCGUACUUUGACCGGGAUGAUGUUGCCCUGCACCAUUUCUCCCAGUUCUUCAAAGCUCAGUCCCAGGAGAAGCAGGAACAUGCAGAGAAGCUGCUGAAAUUCCAGAAUCAGCGUGGAGGCAGAGUCGUCCUCCAGGAUGUGAAGAAGCCAGAGAGGGAUGAGUGGGGUAACGGGCUGCAGGCAAUGCAGGUUGCCCUGGAUCUGGAGAAGAAUGUGAACCAGAGUUUGCUGGAUCUACAUCAACUUGCCACUGCCCAGACUGACCCUCAUCUGUGUGACUUCCUGGAGACCCACUAUUUGGAUGAGGAGGUUGAGAUCAUCAAGCGACUUGGGGACUACAUCACCAACCUGAAGCGUCUGGGAGCUCCUGAGAAUGGGCUGGGAGAGUACCUGUUUGACAGGCUCUCGCUGGAGGACAGCAGUUAGUGGGGCAUGGGGUACUGUCUGCUCUUGUCUGAAUGCAUUACUGACUUCACUUGGACAAUCUGGCUUUCUUCCCCCAUACCACCUGAAUGGAAAUGAAU